Molecule: messenger RNA, 5489 nt
Organism: Carcharodon carcharias (great white shark)
Lineage: Eukaryota; Metazoa; Chordata; Chondrichthyes; Lamniformes; Lamnidae
Gene: adamts3
Product: ADAM metallopeptidase with thrombospondin type 1 motif, 3
Exons: 22
Coding region: 1-3528 (1175 amino acids)
Biological process (GO): proteolysis; extracellular matrix organization
Cellular component (GO): extracellular matrix
Molecular function (GO): metalloendopeptidase activity
Source: RefSeq, a predicted model, not a curated record
AUGGUUCUCCUGUCAUUCGGGUUCGUGGCUGGGAUAUUAGUGGUGAGCUUGACUACAGCGGCUGGAUCUGAAGUAACUGAGAGCACAGCAGUUUUGCAGAGGUUUGCGGCUCUGGGGCAGGAGUUCGGGCUGGUCACUCCACUCAGGACAGAUUCCCGGGGUUGCUUUGUGUCUCACCUGGUGUCGGGCUCUGGAGUCAGGAGGAAAAGGCGGAGCGGCCCUGAAUCCCAGUCCGUGACCCCCGGGGAGGAGGAAGAGGCUGAGCCCCGUCCUCUCUUCUUCAAUGUCACCGUCUUUGGCCAGAGCUGGCAGCUCAGAUUGGAGCCCAGUAGCCGGCUGGUGGCUCCGGGAGCCGUACUGGAGUGGCAGGGGGAUGGGCAAAGCCGCACUGAGCCGCUGGGCGAAGACUGCAUCUAUACUGGGGGCAUCAGCCACAUCCCUGGGGCCACGGUAGCCGUCAGCAACUGUGAUGGACUGGCUGGAAUGAUCCGAACAGACCAGGAGGAAUAUUUUAUUGAACCGCUAGAAAAGGGCAAACAAGCAGAGGAAGAAGAGAAUGGCCGAGUUCACGUAGUGUACCGUAGAUCAGCUGUACAUAAUUCAAAUCCUGAAAUCCUUGGUGACUUCUAUCAAACAGGAUCUCAGUUUGGUGUAGCUGGUGACCUGGACAACAUGUAUGACAACAUUGACAAGCAGUUGGAUGAAACCCUGAGGCGACGUAGACAUGCAAAAGAUGGCGACUAUAACAUUGAGGUUCUCUUGGGAGUGGAUGACUCCGUGGUGCGGUUUCAUGGAAAAGAACAUGUCCAGAACUACCUAUUGACCCUAAUGAAUAUAGUUAAUGAGAUUUACCAUGAUAAAUCGCUGGGAGCCCAUGUGAAUGUGGUACUGGUACGAAUGAUCAUGCUGGGAUAUGCAAAGUCCAUCAGCUUGAUCGAAAGAGGGAAUCCAUCUCGAAGUUUGGAGAACGUCUGCCGUUGGGCCAACUCACAGCAAAAGGCAAACCCAAACCAUUCAGAACACCAUGACCAUGCCAUCUUUUUAACAAGGCAAGAUUUCGGUCCAGCGGGUAUGCAAGGGUAUGCUCCAGUGACUGGAAUGUGUCACCCAGUCCGAAGUUGUACCCUAAACCAUGAGGACGGCUUCUCUUCAGCAUUUGUAGUUGCUCAUGAGACCGGACACGUGCUGGGAAUGGAACAUGAUGGUCAAGGAAACCGGUGUGGAGAUGAAACCAGCAUGGGAAGUGUUAUGGCACCUUUGGUUCAGGCUGCAUUUCACCGAUUUCAUUGGUCUCGGUGCAGUGGGCAAGAGCUCAAGCGAUAUCUUCACUCCUAUGACUGUCUCCUGGAUGACCCAUUUGAACACGAUUGGCCCAAACUUCCAGAACUACCAGGGAUAAACUAUUCAAUGGAUGAACAAUGCCGCUUUGAUUUUGGUGUGGGCUACAAGAUGUGCACAGCUUUUCGCACCUUUGAUCCAUGUAAGCAGUUAUGGUGCAGCCAUCCUGACAACCCAUUCUUCUGCAAGACAAAGAAAGGACCUCCCUUAGAUGGAACAGAGUGUGGACCUGGAAAAUGGUGCUACCAGGGUCACUGUUUGUGGAAGACUUCAGAGCAGUUAAGGCUGGAUGGCAACUGGGGCCCAUGGAGCAAACUUGGGUCCUGUUCUCGAACCUGUGGUUCUGGUGUUCGAUUUAGAACCCGGCAGUGCAAUAACCCAGUGCCUGCCAAUGGUGGUCAGGAUUGCCCUGGUGUAAACUAUGAAUACCAACUUUGUAACAAAGAAGAUUGUCCACGUCGUUUUGAGGAUUUCCGAGCACAACAGUGUCAGCAACGCAAUUCAUACUAUGAAUAUCAGAGGACUAAGCACCACUGGCUUCCAUAUGAACAUCCUGACUCAAUAAAAAGAUGCCAUCUGUACUGCCAAUCCAAGGAAAUGGGAGGAGUUGUCUACAUGAAACAGUUAGUCCAUGAUGGUACACGCUGUUCCUAUAAAGAUCCAUACAGCAUCUGCGUAAGAGGUGAAUGUGUGAAAGUAGGAUGCGACAAAGAAAUUGGUUCAAACAAAGUGGAUGACAAGUGUGGAGUAUGUGGUGGGGACAAUUCCCACUGCAGAACAGUGAAAGGAACAUUUACCAGAACACCAAAGAAAUCGGGCUACUUAAAGAUGUUUGACAUCCCAUCUGGUUCUAGACAUGUGUUCAUCCAAGAAGACGAGGUUUCUCCUCACAUUCUUGCUAUCAAGAACCAGGCUACAGGCCACUACAUUCUGAAUGGCAAAGGGGACAAACCCAAGACAAAGGUUUUUAUUGAACUGGGCAUAGAGUGGGCAUACACCUUGGAGGAUGAUAUAGAAACUCUUCAUACAGAUGGUCCUUUGCAUGAUCCUGUUGUGGUCCUGAUUAUUCCUCGGAAUAAUAGCACAAAAUCUACACUCACUUAUAACUACAUUAUUCAUGAGGACUCCUUGCCAACCAUCAGCAACAAUAAUGUACUUCAGGAAGAUAUCCAUGCAUUUGAAUGGGCUUUGAAGAGCUGGUCCCAGUGCUCCAAACCAUGUGGUGGAGGUUUUCAGUACACGAAGUAUGGAUGCCGUCGGAAGACUGACAAUAAAAUGGUUCAUCGUAGCUACUGUGAUGCAGACAAAAAGCCAAAACCUAUCCGUAGGAUGUGUAACCUGCAAGAAUGUACGUUGCCUGUUUGGAUAGCAGAGGAAUGGGAACAUUGCACAAAAUCCUGUGGGAGCUUUGGGUACCAAAUCCGCACUGUUCGCUGUGUGCAGCUGCUGACCGAUGGAAGGAACCGUUCAGUACACAGUAAAUACUGCACUGGAGAACACCUGGAGAACCGCCGAGCUUGUAAUCGAAUGCCCUGCCCAGCACAAUGGAAGACAGGACCCUGGUUAGAGUGUUCUGUUACAUGUGGUGAAGGAAUUGAACAAAGGCAGGUCAGAUGUCGUCCAAGUGGUCAGUGUGAUGGUGAGAAGCCGGAAGCUACAAGAGUCUGCAGACGUCCCCCUUGUGGUGAUGAGCCUUGCCUGCGAGACAAGUCUAUAUUCUGCCAGAUGGAGGUGCUUGCUCGCUACUGCUCAAUCCCAGGUUACAAGAAACUCUGUUGCGAAUCCUGUAGCAAGCGCAGUAGCACCCUGCCUCCCCCCUUCUUCACUGACACUGCUGAUAUAGAGGAUAUAAUGGCUGCAGCUGACCACGAGAUGACACCAACUCAUCAGUCUGACUCUACAUCCAGGGGCAGAGGUCAGCAAGGCAACAGGUUGGCCAAAGCAAGGAACAAUAAGCCAAAUGCAGUAACCCCAGGACGUGGCAAAACAAAAGGUGUGAAUUCCUCCCCAAAAAAGACACCUGCGGCUGGUAGGCCUCACAGAUUGGAGGCCUCACAGAAUCCGCUUCAUUUAAUUCAAGGCAAUCCUACUGCCAUCAGCAACAGCUCCACAGCAACCCAUGAAUCAGACAGAGCGGCAAAGAUAUCAGAAAGAUAUGCUGCGUUACGAUCUCCUGUGGUAGAGACAUGAAGGAAGAUGAUUCUUACAUACAUCAGACACUUCUGGGGAAAAUUACCAUAUAAAAGCAAACAACUGUAGACAUCACGGUGCAUGCAUUAUUUGAAAAGGACUUUCUGCAUUUUCAAUGAACUUAAACUGUUGAUCUCUCCUUGAAAAAGAACACAUUUAAGUAGUAAAGUGCUGGCACUUUGCUCUUUAUCAAUAGAUUGGCCAGCAUCCAAUUUGUUUGGGCUCAAAACACCAAAGAUUUUCACAAUGAGGAGGAAAUACCUAGGUUUGUUGGUGCUGUCUUCAUAAAGGAUCAAGACUACAUUUUGCACAUCAGCUGAUGUUCAAAAAAAAAUCAAAGAAAGAAAUACAAAGAGAUGCUCAAUUUCUUUAAGGGUUUACAGUGUUGCAUUGAUACAAAAUGGUAUUCAGCAAAGUCAGUUGUUGCUUAUGUCAGUGAAAUAGUUAUUAUUUAAGUCAUUUGCAGCUGUUAUGUAAAUACUGUACAUGCAAGUCAGUAUUAUAUUUUAAAAAUACAUUUUGUUCCUUGAGAUUUUGUUUACCUAUGUUAUAUAACCAUUUCUAAAUUUAAGUAUGUACCUGAUGUUGAAAAACUGUCCUAAUACAUUUCACAAAUUGCAGUGAGGAGCAACAAACAUAACGAUGGGUCGGGCAAGAAUUACUGGCUUCUUUAACAAUUUAACUUGGCAGAUCUCCCAAUCCCUUUGGUGCUAAUAAAAAUAAACUGCAAAUCUGAAAUAAGUGCUGAUUUGGAAAUGUUAUCAGGUCAGCAAGCAAUUAACCAGAGAACGCCUUGCUUAAUAUUCUGGUGAAGGCUGAUCAAAAAAAGAUAUUCGGCCAUUUUCCUCCCAUGUACCUGUUGGAUCUAUUAGGCCUUUCCAGAAUUUUCUGUUCUUGCUCUCAAUCUCAUUGCGUAGAUUUAAAUGUCCUUCUAAAAUCAACUGUUUGUAGACAGUUAUUUACCCAGUUAUGGAUUUUAAAUGCAAAAUGGAUCUCCAUCUUCAUUUGAGGCAAGGGUGUUCCAGCACCUACUUUCUAUCACCUUAUAGCCACCUUUGCCCACAGUAGAUAUGUUUGGAAAAGUAAUCUUUUUGGAUCAAGACAGAUUAAAUCAGUAAUUAUCUCCAAGGCAUUACUAUACAGUAUUCACAUGUGUAUAAUCGAAAAUAUCAGCAUCUAGAAAUUUGGCAGGCUAACUAAAAUAUCCUCACCUGAAUGCAUUGCCUAGAGGGGCAGCAAGGGUCCACCCAACUCCACAUCAAAAAACACAGGCCACUAACAUUCCCCACCGAUCUGCAGGGGAUAAAAAAACAAACCUAAGUACUACAAUGAGUUGUCUAAUUUUUUUCCCAAAGUGACAAUGUUUCUGAAACAUGUAAAAACAGAAUUUGGAUAUCCCAGUGAAAAGUGGCGAGUAACAUUAUUACCAACUUAGAAACUUACUGGAGAAUGGAGCUGUUCUUAAAAUGGUGAGCUGGGAUUAAAUCAAAAGUAUUGUAAUGUACAGAAGCAAACGGCGGGUUGAAAAGAUAAAGACAAGUGAGUACUUCAUUACGUACUCAAAAAACAUAGUUAGAAUAUAACAAUUGGAUGCACAUAGUGGUACACUAUGGAAGAAUAUUUACUAUUGUCCUGCCAGUAGUCAAUUAGGGUCCAGUCAACUCAAUGCCUUUAAAGAAUUGCUGUCAAUUUCUUGCAAGGCUUUUGAAGUUUAAUGAAGCUAGUGUUUAGCUUGUAAGAUGACAACCCCUGAGCCCCAGACAGUUGCAUAGAAUUUAUUUAAGAAUCCCUCUUUUACCCCAUAAAUGGAAAUAAUAUGAAUUACUUUGUCUUAUUUGCUUUCUUUUGUACAAUAAUAUAGGUGCCUGUUUUAUUCUGAGCGUACACUACUGAUGCUGUUUGUUAUAUUGGGGAGCACAUAGCAAUAAAAGUAACAUCCAAGAUAAUGUCCUUUAAAGCUA